GUUAGAGGAGUUAACUAAAAGGUGUAGUGUUAACAAUGUAACCAGCCCAGAUUCAUAAUUACUGUAAUUCGGUUCUUUUUUUCACCCCGGGUUUCCGUGUGGAGCCUGAGGCGGAGUCUGGAUAGAGUGUCUUUAUAACACACACACACACACACGCACACAUGCACUCACUCACAGACACGUACACCUGCUGCGAGUCGAGCUGAAGAUUUUUAUCUCUGCAUCUAAUAAACAUGGCUAACUGGAUUGUAAACCAUGGACUGGACGCAUUUAUUUUGGUGGUCUGGAUGGGCAUCAACAUCUUCUUGUUCGUUCGCUUUUAUCUGUUCUACGAUUUGGGGCCUCAGUUCUUCUACACCCGUGUCCUGAUCGGGUCUGCACUGUCCUGGGCAAGAGCUCCUGCUGCUGUUCUUAACUUUAACUGCAUGCUUAUUCUUCUGCCAGUGUGCCGCAACCUGCUGUCUCUGAUCCGUGGGUCCUUCAUGUGCUGUGGACGAACCUUGAGGAAACAGCUGGACAAAAAUCUUACAUUCCACAAAUUGGUUGCCUACAUGAUUUCCUUGAUGACUGCUGUUCACACCAUUGCCCAUUUGUGCAAUGUGGAAUGGUUCAUCGGUAGCCGUGAGGGGCGUUAUGGUCCCCUUGCUCUUAAACUCUCCUUGCUUGAAGAUGAUUCAUCUGAUGAUACCACUUUCCUCAAUCCUAUCCAGUCUGACUCUACGACACCACUCCUUUUUGCAUUCACUACCAUUGCUGGCCUUACAGGAGUUGUAAUUACUCUUGCUCUAAUUCUUAUGGUUACAUCAUCGAUGGAGGUGAUAAGGCGAAGCUACUUUGAGGUCUUUUGGUACACCCACCAUCUCUUCAUCAUUUUCUUUGCAGGUCUGGUCUUUCACGGAGCAGGUCGCAUUGUCCGAAGUCAGAUGCCUGUACCCCCGCACAACACUUCCUUCUGCAAAGAUUAUCCAGACCAGUGGGGUCACAUUCCUGAAUGUCCUGUUCCUCAAUUUGCAGGAGGGUUUCCUCAGACUUGGAUGUGGGUGAUUGGUCCCAUGAUCAUUUACAUAUGUGAGAGGCUAUUGCGCUUCGUUCGCUAUAUUCAGACUGUAAAAUACAAAAAGAUCGUGAUGCACCCAUCCAAUGUCCUGGAGCUGCAGUUAACGAAGUCUGGAUUUAAAAUGGAUGUUGGACAAUAUGUCUUUCUGAACUGUCCAGCCAUUUCCCAACUUGAGUGGCACCCAUUUACACUGACAUCCGCACCUGAGGAGGACUUCUUCAGCGUACACGUCCGCUCAGUCGGGGACUGGACCGAGAAGCUCAUCAAGGUGGUAGAAAACUUACCCGAGGGGAGCCAAGGACCUAAAUUAGCCGUGGAUGGUCCAUUUGGAACAGCCAGUGAAGAUGUGUUUGAUUAUGAGGUCAGCAUGUUGGUGGGUGCUGGCAUUGGAGUGACCCCAUUUGCUUCCAUCUUGAAGUCCAUUUGGUAUAAAUUUAAAGACGCCAACCCCAAACUACGCACCAAAAAGAUUUACUUCUAUUGGUUGUGCAGAGAGACACAUGCUUUUGAGUGGUUUGCUGAUCUCCUCCAUGUGCUUGAGAAGGAGAUGGAGGAGAGAGGCUUGAGGGACUUUCUGACCUACAAACUCUACCUCACAGGAUGGGACCAUACACAUGCAGCCCACGUGAUGGUGCAUUUUGAUAAAGACACUGAUGUUAUCACUGGACUGAAGCAGAAGACUCACUACGGAAGACCAAACUGGGAUAAGGAAUUUGAGCAAGUUCGACAAGAGAACCCCUCGUCAGUCGUUGGUACAUUCCUGUGUGGCCCAGCUAGUUUAGCUGAAGAUUUGGAAAAAAAAUGUGCAAAAUAUUCUGACAUUGAUCCACGGAAAACCAGAUUUUACUUUAACAAAGAGAACUUUUGAGCGGGUGUUGCAAGCAACCAGUUUAACCGGAAGGACAGGCACAUCAGUGUUCCAUUCCUUUUCCAGCAGGAGCUUAUGAAAUACAUUAAUGCCUCCUUUUAUGUGAAGGUCAGAAAUUUUUAAACUAAACCAAAUGUCUGUUAUAAGAGAAGUUUGUACAACCAAACCAUAGGCUGUUCACCACUUGGGCUAACUGUAGGAGUAAUGGAAUUAACCUGGUGGCCAAUAUUUAAAAAAAAAUCCUGAAUGUUUUUUCCCCUCCUUUUCUACAAUAAUUCUGUACUUGUAUGUAUUAUUCUGCAUGUCAACCAAUCACCUUUAUCUUACUUUGACAGGCAUCCACUUGAAGUGAUUUUUUAUAUGUUGUAGGACAAGUGAAGAAGUGUAUGCAACUACUGUAGAAAUGUUUAAGACCUUUGUUUUCAGGAGUUACAGCAUUUAAUGUGGGUGUGGCAUUAUUGCAGUGUUAGAGAUAAGUCAUAGUAUGAAAGAAAAAACUGUGUUUUGCCGUUAAUGCAGUAGUUGUAAACAAAUAAGGGAAGUUGUUUAUUAAAUAUACACAACAUAUGACUUUCUACUUGGCAAUGUUAGUGUGUACUAGACUUUAUGAUAUAGGUGGGGAAAGAGUUUCUUAGAGUUAUUUAAUUACAGCUACAUCAGAUUAGUCAGACAAGAAUAAACACUUCCUUAUCAAUUUA
Clarias gariepinus (North African catfish) is the source of this 2623-nucleotide messenger RNA. RefSeq names its product NADPH oxidase 1 (gene nox1). Gene Ontology annotation, biological process: superoxide anion generation; defense response. The coding region runs from base 234 to 1925 and encodes 563 amino acids. Gene Ontology annotation, cellular component: NADPH oxidase complex; plasma membrane. The record is from RefSeq and is a predicted model, not a curated record. NCBI's taxonomy places the organism in Eukaryota, Metazoa, Chordata, Actinopteri, Siluriformes, Clariidae. Gene Ontology annotation, molecular function: superoxide-generating NAD(P)H oxidase activity. The transcript has 13 exons.